AUGUCUAAUGGAAUAAUACAGAGUAAUGAUUCUGUUGAAAAUUCUAUGAAGGAUCCAGCUAUGCAAGAGACUCCCAUCGCUGAUCAUCUAAUGAUCUCCAAUGAUGUCCCACACGCGACUGAUGGGAGUAGAGAUAAUACGAGAUCUAUAGGGAAUGGAAAAGUCUUCUCCAAUGACAAUGUUAAUGAAAAUAGUGGCGAUUAUUAUUCUUCACCUCUGGUUGAUAAAAAUCGUGAUAUGGAUGUAUUUAGUAAAGAAUCCAAGGGAGAUGAGAUCGAACAUUUGCCGCAAUCACCUCUAAGGCUUAAUAAAAGGACACCUGAUCUAGACAAGAUUGCAGAUUUCUUUCGAAACAAUAGGACUCCCAAGCAGAAAAGACUUCUAGCUCAGUUUGAAUCUUCAGUGACACAAGAUACUCCGGUUUCUCAACGGCGGGAUCAUUCUCCUCUUCGACUCAAGAGUAAUAAAAAAUCAUCUAGUACCGAAUAUGUGAGAAAUCUACAUAGUGUUGAUGAUGAACCUUCUCUAGAGGUGACAGAAGCAGAUAUUCAGUAUAAUUUGAAUGCGAGCAGAGAGGGAAAAACUCUAGAGUCACAAACAGAUUAUGAACAUACGAAUAGAUUGAAAUUUUUUGGCCAAGGAACUCAAUCUCAGGAAAAACUACAGACUCAAGGAAUUCAGGAAGUCGAAAGUUUUCAUCAUGAUAACGAUACAAUACAGAGACCAGAUAACGAUUACCAUGAACAUACCAAAAUUUCCUCAAAUGAAAAAGAUCCUGAUGUUUUCAUGGGGAAUAAAACCAACGAUGAGAAUAUGUGCCAUGAAGAAACUCGUGUAAAUGAUACCACUGACGGUGAUAUAUCUGUACAAUGGGUCUUCAGGUCCAAUAAAAAUGAUCAAGAAAAUAGUAACAAAUCUACUCAGAUAAUACCCACCGGAGAAACGCAAAAAGAUGAGAUGAAUAGCGAAUUUCAAAAUACCCAAACGAGUCUCUCACAGGCUAAUGAAACACAAACUCAAGUCGUCGCUUCUUUCAACGCUCAAGAGACUCCAGUGGAUCACAAGAAGAACGAAAUGGAGUCACCGACGCAAAUUGUUCGAUCUCCUGAACGUAAUAUGGAUGGAAACACGCAAGAAAUCCCUUCUGAACCAGGCAGAUUCAGUGGUGUUGGUGCUAUCACCGAAGUUCUGGGAACAAGCCCCGCCUCCAAGUCAAGGGAUAUUAUUGAUGUCGAAUCAAGGUCCAGUUCUCCAAGAUACAGUGUACCUUCAGUGUCCAGAAAUGAUUCGGAGCAAGAAAGAGAUAAUCAGGGAAAGGUCUUACUGCAGAUCUCAGGUAAGCCAGAAUUAUUUCCCAACUUUGAUAUCGAGCCAGGGGCGGAAGAGAAUGCAGAUAAAAACACAGCUAUUGUAAUUAGUGAAAAUGACCUUACCCAAGACUUACCUGAACUAGAAGAACAGGGUUCACAGGAAAAGAGGAAAGAACAGGAGUCAUUCAGAAGAAUCGCAGAUGGUUCAUUUGAAGAAUCACAAGAGAUCACUAAAAAAACUUGGAAAAGAAGUGGAAGAACUAGACCAACCAUUGUGCAAGAAGAGGAAGAAGAAGAAGAAGAAGAAGAGGGAGAAGAAGGAGAAUUAGACGAGAGGUGCAGAAAUCAUCCGAAAAAAAAGUUACGACGUGGAGAUACAGACCACGGUCAUCAAGUUCAGGUGCAAACACCAGAUACUAGUCCUCAGAUUGAUGGUGAAAAAUCAGCCUUAACAGAACUUCGUUCUGGAAAUGAAGUUCCAUCUGAAAGUUGGUUGGAAAAAAUUAGAGACUUCCCUCAAGAUGUUAGGAAAAGGGAGGAAGAUUUUUUAUCUAAGAAAGAUAUCAAAUUCGAGGAUGCAGUUUGGUGUCAGUACAAUCUCAACUACUGUUUUUACCCUGGCCGCCUGAUUUCAUACGAUGAGAAGGCAGAUGGUUGCUGGGUCGUCUUCGAAACUGGGCAAUCAUUGACAAAGAACGAUGAUAUAUAUUACCUGGACAUCAGGGUUGGUGAUACGGUUAAUUGGCAUGGCAGAGUUCAUAAAGUGAUAGCAUUGGAACGUAGAACUCAAGACCCCAUUGUGAUAAGGUGCAUUCGCGGUUACGAUACCAUUCAUCUCAAGAAACGGAAUGUUUCUGGAAAACUAGGGAAAAAAACCUCUGUGGUACCGCUUUCAUCGAUUAGUUUAGAUUUAAACGAAUGGGCCAAAAGACCAAAAGUAAUAUUGGAGGAAGGUUCACAUACCAGAGCCAAAGCCUUCAAGUUCCUGCAACAUCCAAUUCGUGGCAGGAAAAGCAUCACCAGUUUAUCCCCUAGGAAGGCCAGACUUGAUUCAGGAGCAACGGGUAGACUGACAUACAAAGAGGAUUCUGAUGAUGAAUCCAAUGAUAGCGUGGAUUCUGUUGGUAAAAAUGGUAUAAUUGAAUUAUCUUCUAAAUUGGAAUCGCCUGGCUUGAAAAGGAAACUAUUCAAUUCCCAGGAUCCAGGGAUCUUUAAAGACUGUUUGUUCAUAUUGUCUGGUCUUAAUGAGGAGAAAUAUGAGCUUUCAGAAGUGAUAGGUUCAUUAGGUGGGAGAAUCGUUGAUGCAGGGUUCCCCGACUUAUUUGAUUUUGAAUUUUUAGAGGAGAGAGACCAACAUAUUGAGAAAUAUACGUUGAAUUUGGGCUGGAAAUCCAAUAUAAAAUCAGAAAACCUUAGGUUUGGGUGUCUUCUUUCUACAAAACAUCUUCGAAGCUUAAAAUAUCUGGAAACUUUGGCGUUAGGAUGGCCCACUUUACAUUGGAAAUUUGUGGAACGGUGCGUCUCCGAUGGUAAAUUAUGCACGAAGAACAUACACCAAUAUCUUUUACCUUCAGGUGAAAGUUUUAGAUUAAACUCACGAAGUGAAGAUCAAUCUGGUAUAAUUAAAUCCAACGAUAUUUUCCAAUUUUACCUCCUGCUUUUGCAAAAUGCAUUACUCAAGGAUCAAAUUGGACAUAAUUAUCACGUUUUAUCCGACUACGUCGUCAUAAUUUUUGGUCAUUCAGGACUGGAUCAAUUCAUAAGAUUCAUACUAGCUUGUUUGGGUGUCAAAACGACAUUCCAAAUUUCUAGUAAAAUUGGAAAUUUUGCGACAAUCCAGAAUUUAAAUGUUUUAACGAAUUUUACUAAUACUAUUUUGCUAGGACAAGACAAUUCCAAAAUAAUUAUUUACAUCAAUGGGGACAAUGGGCUUCCAAAUGAAAUUUUAGAAGAAAUCAAGGGAAGAAUUUGGGGAGAAUUUGUUAAUGGUGGACAAACAUCUCCGAAUUUUCAUGUGGAAUCGAAAGAAUGGUUAAUCCAAACUUUAAUCAAUGGAAAUUCUGGGUUCGAUUAA
Molecule: messenger RNA, 3384 nt
Organism: Zygosaccharomyces rouxii
Lineage: Eukaryota; Fungi; Ascomycota; Saccharomycetes; Saccharomycetales; Saccharomycetaceae
Gene: RAD9
Product: chromatin-binding protein RAD9
Exons: 1
Coding region: 1-3384 (1127 amino acids)
Biological process (GO): positive regulation of transcription by RNA polymerase II; DNA damage checkpoint signaling
Cellular component (GO): nucleus
Molecular function (GO): histone binding
Source: RefSeq, a predicted model, not a curated record